AUGCCGGUUACUGUAGGUGGACCUUAUGGGCAGUCACAGCCCAGCUGCUUUGACAGAAUAAAGAUGGGCUUCAUGAUGGGUUGCACAGUGGGCAUGGCAGCCGGGGCACUCUUUGGCACGUUCUCCUGUUUAAGAGUUGGAAUGAGAGGACGAGAACUUUUUGGCGGCGUUGCAAAGACCAUGAUGCAAAGCGGUGGCACCUUUGGGACAUUUAUGGCCAUUGGAAUGGGGAUUCGGUGUUGA
Molecule: messenger RNA, 243 nt
Organism: Staurois parvus
Lineage: Eukaryota; Metazoa; Chordata; Amphibia; Anura; Ranidae
Source: the annotation of a GenBank genome assembly